AUGCAAAAUUGGUUCAUCGGUAUCGAGAAAACUUCGACUUUUCAAACCCCAUUAGAAAGCUUCGAGUUCGCGAGUUUCCAAAAAUAUAACGCGGACGGUAGCCCACAUGUGGUUUGCACGGUAUUGCCGUCACAUUGGAGGUCGAACAAGACCCUGCCGGUAGCAUUUAAGGUAGUAGCUCUCGGCGAAGUCGGAGACGGUACCCUCGUGACCGUUCGAGCCGGGAACGAUGAAAAUUGUUGCGCGGAAUUGCGGAAUUCUACCGCCCUAAUGAAAAAUCAAGUCGCCAAAUUCAACGAUCUCAGGUUCGUCGGUAGAAGUGGUAGAGGGAAGAGCUUCACCCUGACGAUCAUGCUGCAGACAUCGCCGCCGCAGGUGGCCACGUUGUCGAAGGCGAUCAAGGUGACUGUGGACGGUCCCAGGGAGCCGCGUUCGAAGACACGACAUCAGGCCUUUCAUCCCUUUCACUUCGGGCCUCGUCCGUUCCCCUUCGGACACCCGCAGGACCCGUUGGGAUUUAAGCUGUCGGGAUUGCAACACCUGGGUCUUGAGCAAGGAGCGGGCCAGGGAUGGGGCGGGUUACCUCGAGGAUCUCUACCACCGCACUGUCUUCCACCUCCCCCCGGCCACCAUCCGCACACACAUCCGCAACCAACAGUUGGUGCAUCGGCCUUCAACCCCUUCCACCAUGCCAUCGAACAAAGAUCCCCGAGACUGCCCGGACCUAACGCCGAAUCCGCAAGGGGCGACUUGGGUCCUAUCAGCGUAUCCGUGCGAGAAGUGACACCGACAACGUCACCCGGGAACCCUGGACCAGGUCUGUUGACGACGGCCUCCGUGACGGCGUCGACGCCUCCCGCCGAGUCAACCACCACCACGACGCCCAACCCGUCUGGGCAUCACUCACACUUUCAAGGUCUUCAUUUGCUGGGUGCCACGGGAUCCAUCUUUGGGUCGAUAUUCGCGCCAUUAUUACCGCAAUCCUCUUGGCUCUAUAACCCUCUGUACCACACGCAGCAGUAUAUCCUGGAGCCGGAAUGGCACGCUCUGGCUCUACGAAUGGCCCAGCAGCGACUGCAAAGGCCGGAUCAGGCCCGAUUGGAAGAGCUCAGAAAACUCAGAAGCAGCAGUGACAGUCCUGAGAGCAGUACGAAGGACGAAGAGCGACGGGGAGAUGAUCAAGGCGUUUUACGUCGAUCCGGAUUAGAUAGUCCCGACGAUAGCAUCGAGGUAGACGAUAGGAACGAUCAAGAUUUGAAUAGAGAUCGCGUCAGAAGCGACGAGUCUAUACCCGAACAAGACUCUCCAAGAAUCUCGCCGAUCAGAAGCGACUUGGAGGACGCCGUAUCCACGGAUGCUACCUUCCAGGAAGCGUCGAUUCACUUGCGGCAGAGCAUAGAGAAUUUGAACGACUCGGAUCUUCAGAUCGAUCAGGAUCAGGUCGCUCGUCGCGGCGAUCUUACUGUGAAAAUCCGUUUAGAGGGCACGGUCGAUCUUAGCACGAAGAAGGGUCAGGAUAAAGAAAACGUCGGUCAGGAUCUGACAACGCGAAGAAAGGAGGAUGGAAUAGACGUCGAACGGGAAGCCAUCAGAUCACGAAGAGACAGAAGUCCUAAGCCUAGACAGGUGUGGAGACCCUAUUAAGAGUUAAAACUAAAUAAGCUCGCUCGGCGAGAAUCCAUCAAACACGACAAUUUUAACGAAUUCCAUGAUCAAGACAAAGAUUGAAGUAAAUAUGAUCUGUAGAUAAAUUUUAUCGUGUGUUCUUCCCGGGAAAAAAAAACUUGAUUUUGAGAGAUAGCGCAUGUUGAUUGAUCUCGUCUCAAUCCGAUGCUUAAAUUCGGAAGCAGACUUUGCACGAUGUUGUAGACUAGUAGUUUAGCAUUGCUAAGCUAUAAUGUAUCAUCAUCGUCAAGAUUGUUGAAAAAUAAAUGGAGAACACGCUCAUAGGACAUCUCGCGCAAUGUAACGCGGUGAAACGUCUGCUUGGAAAUUAAUUAUCAAAAUUUUCGGACGAAUCUUUUGUCGGAAUUACUUAUCUAUCCCUAUGCCCGUUGCGGUAUCGUCUAAGAACUGUCAUGGACUCGAGGACUAACCAGGGUUUACGUUCGCAUAUAGUAUAUGUACAUAUACAAUAACCUCCGAUUAUUAUAUCUAGGUUAAUGUCUCAAAUAUAUGUUAAGCAUCAUCCUCUCUCGUCAUUCCGAUUAAGAAUACUUAAACCUCCUGAAUGUCUCAUCGACUACACGAGUGCGCGAUUAAAGCGCGCGUGCGCGCGAAUACGAUGAUCCUGAAGAAUAAUCUUUCUUAGAUCAGGAUGUGUUUCUCAUUCGGCAAUCGUUUUUAAAUUUUUUUUAUUUUCUCCAAAUAUUGUGUAUCAUCGAUGAUUUUUGAAAAAGAAGAUGAGUAAAGAAAAUAUAUACUCGUGUAGCAGAUGACAUUUAGUUUCCCGGUACAAGCAAAAUUACGAGUAGUUGACGUUGUAAAUACCACAAUCCUUCGAAUCCUGGCCAAGUCACAUCCUCUAUCGAGCUGUCUCUUUUUUUACGAGACAACCUUGUUGUCGUUUGAGGCGAAGAGACAUUGAUAUACAUAUAUAUAUACAUGGAAAAACUUUAUUGUAUAAUUAUCAUUCAUAGGAUCCACAAAUUGUUUUGACGACAUUGUAUGUAUGCGUGACUAUUGGCCUUAAUCAAAAUCAUUCAUUGUUUAAGUACGUCAUCACAAAUAAAGUAAUAUCAUCCGUUC
Messenger RNA from Formica exsecta, 2748 nucleotides. RefSeq lists its product as uncharacterized. Gene Ontology annotation, cellular component: nucleus. The record is from RefSeq and is a predicted model, not a curated record. The coding region runs from base 1 to 1644 and encodes 547 amino acids. Gene Ontology annotation, molecular function: ATP binding; DNA-binding transcription factor activity, RNA polymerase II-specific; RNA polymerase II cis-regulatory region sequence-specific DNA binding. The transcript is spliced from 7 exons. Gene Ontology annotation, biological process: regulation of DNA-templated transcription. Lineage: Eukaryota; Metazoa; Arthropoda; Insecta; Hymenoptera; Formicidae.